Messenger RNA from Synchiropus splendidus (mandarinfish), 1444 nucleotides. RefSeq names its product cell division cycle associated 7a (gene cdca7a). The transcript is spliced from 10 exons. The record is from RefSeq and is a predicted model, not a curated record. Gene Ontology annotation, biological process: regulation of DNA-templated transcription. The coding region runs from base 65 to 1255 and encodes 396 amino acids. Gene Ontology annotation, cellular component: nucleus. NCBI's taxonomy places the organism in Eukaryota, Metazoa, Chordata, Actinopteri, Syngnathiformes, Callionymidae.
UCGCUGCUUCUCCUGCAGACUCCACAAGUUGCUCUUCUCGUGUCGGACCCCUGAGACAGAAACGAUGCCUGCAACUCGCUCCAAGACAGUCCGGCCUCCGACCACACGGAUGAGUCUGAGGAGCUUCCGCAGUGUCGCCCUGGUUCCCAUGGAAACCUCGUCCUCGUCCUGCUCCGACGACAGCUGCGACAGCUUCGGCUCUGACGGAGGCUUCGCUAACACUAAGAGCAACCUGAGGGCGGCCAAGCGGCUCCCGCAGAAGCCCGCGGUGGUGGAGGUCACUUCCGAGGAGGACUCCUGCAGCGGGUUCGAGGAGAGCAUCAACAGUCAGAUGGAGGCCAUGAACGUAGACCCCGAGCCUCCGAGGCGCGGCCGUAAAUCCAGCGCCCUCAAGGUCGCCCUGGUGUUUCCCUCCAAGAAGGUCGGCAAGAAGAGGCCAGCGUCAGAACCUCUGGCCAAACCUCCGUCCAGCAGCUCCCAGGAGGACGAGGAGGACGAAGAGAACUUCAUGUUGAAGAGAGCUCUGAACAUCAAGGAGAACAAGGAAAUGCUGGCGAAGCUGAUGGCAGAGCUGAACAAAGUUCCAGGCCUCAUCCCAAGGAGGACGUCCUCCACGCCGUCCACGCCUCGAGCUCCUCGCAGGUCUCUGGCUGCUCUGAGGCGGAACCCCGAGCGUUCGUCCCGCGUGCACACGCGCUCCCGCACCAUGGUGGACGGACCCCCCAGCCCGACAUCAGAAGAGGAGUCCGAGGACAAGUUCAGCCUGGUCCGCAGGAGCCGCUACUACGAAGAAGUUGACGAUGCACCUCGCCGCCGCUCAGUCCCAGGAUCCAAGGCCAUCGCUCACGUGGUGCGUCCCGUGGAGGACAUCACGGAGGCGGAGCUGCUGGGCAUCUGCACCUACGUGAAGGAGAAGGUCUACAACAGCUCCACGGGAUCGACUUGCCACCAGUGCCGGCAGAAGACCGUCGACACCAAAACCUGCUGUCGUAACCCUGACUGUGUCGGCGUGAGGGGCCAGUUCUGCGGGCCCUGUCUCCGCAACCGCUACGGCGAGGAGGUCCGAGACGCUCUGCUCAACCCGGACUGGCACUGCCCGCCCUGCAGGGGGAUCUGCAACUGCAGCUUCUGCCGGGCGCGCGACGGCCGCUGCGCCACUGGAGUCCUGGUCUACCUGGCCAAGUUCCACGGAUACGACAACGUGCACUCCUAUCUGAAGAGCUUGAAGAAAGAGCUGGAAGAGAGCGGCCUGUGAUGCGUGGCCCCGGACCCCGAGUCCCAGUCCCUCUGACGGAUCUGCACGUCGGAGACCUUCCUCCUGCUGAGUUAGCAUUGUUCAUACUGUACAUUGUGACUAGCGUCCUGUAGUUUGGUUGCUUUGUUGGCUCCACGCCACGGUUGUAAAUGUGUAGCUCUGGAGACGCUGCUUUAGUGCCUUGUGUAC